This is a messenger RNA of Oikopleura dioica, 1587 nucleotides long. NCBI's taxonomy places the organism in Eukaryota, Metazoa, Chordata, Appendicularia, Copelata, Oikopleuridae. The record is from the annotation of a GenBank genome assembly.
AUGUCAACGAUGAUAAGCGGAGAAAUUCUUCCUCAAAAAGAGUUUGCAUACCCUUUUCGUAUAUUGCUAAGUGGAUCAUCUGGUGCUGGAAAAACUUAUAUUGCAAAGCAAGUUCUUCUGAACAGGCAUCUGUUUCAGAAGAAAACAAAGCGGGUCCUGUAUUUUUAUCCCUGUUUCCUUGAAGAAAAACCCGUUCAGUGGGAUGAUCUUGGAAUUCCUGUUAGCUAUCGCGUCGGUAUCCCAUCACAGGAUGAUAUUGAUGAGAUGAUGCCCCAUACAACGAUUGUUCUUGAUGAUCUUUAUGAAGAAGCGAUUCAAAGUCAAGCUAUAGAUCAUCUUUUUCGAGUCACAAGCGGCAAGCGAAGCCUGAACGUUAUGAUUAUGACUCAAAAUAAUUAUGCUGCUGGAAAAUUUGGUCGUAACAUUCGUCUGAACUGUAACGCAACGUUUCUCUGCCGAAACUGUCUUGACGGAACAAUCAAUAAGAGAGUUUGCAAUACAGCUGGGCUGCAAAAAGCGUUCAAGAGAGCGUCCGAAGAUAUCAAGAACAAAUCAUAUCCUUACAUGUUUCUUGAUCAAUCGCCUCGAGGUCAUGCCUCAAGCUACCGGCUGUACACGGAUAUAUUCUCAAAAUAUCCUGUUGUCUACUCAGUCACCGGUAUGAAGGCUUGCAUCGUACCCUUCAACGAUUUCAAGCAAAACUUCAACAUUAUCGAAAGAGAAAAUACUUUCGAAGCAACAGCGAAGAAAGAUGACGAAAAAUACUCAUCGUGCAAAACAAUCGAAACAUCAAGGGUUAAAGCAAAAACAAGAUGUGACAGCUUUACAGAUGACUCGUCAGAGUCGGAGGUUGAGAGGAAAAGAACCAGAAAACGACGAAAGAGAUCUGUCCCCGAGAAGAAAUCAAAGAAAAAGACAAAGAAAUCCAAGCGAAGACGACCAUCAACUUCCUCCGAAAGUGAAACAUCCUCAGCAAGCUCAAGCUCAGAUUUUCUCGAAUGGCCUAAUUCUCUUAUCACAGACGAAGGCUUGGAAUUCUACAAUGUCAAUGUAAAAAAAAUUCUUGAUCGCUAUGGAAUGCAUCACUAUAGUAUCAAAACAAAAUUGAAAGCGAGUAUGGCAGAACGAGUCAAUCAAACCAUCAAAAAACGAGUGGAGCUGUUUAUGAAAUCAAACAAAACUAAAAAUUGGAUCGAUGUUCUUCCAGAAAUAGUCAAAGGCUACAAUUCCACUCCUCAUCGAGCCAUUGGAAUGGCACCAAGCCAAGUCUCACAUGAAAAUAGAGCACAGGUCUUCGCUCAUCUCUUCCCGGAUUUCGAUUUGAAAGUCAAACCAAGACUCAAAAUUGGGAACGUUGUCCGAGUAAAAAUAGAGAAGGGUAUCUUCGAAAAAGGAUAUACACAAAACUGGACAGACAAAAUUUACGUCAUAAUCGAUAUCAGACAACGAGCCGGAGUAGUUUGGUAUAAAAUUGCAGACGAAGAAGGAAAUAGACAACCUGGAAUAAAGUACUACUUUGAGCUUAACUUCGUUGCAGAUGAUCUUGAAUCUUUUCGAGACAAUGACCAAGGAGCUGAAAGUUCCUGA